Sorex araneus (European shrew) is the source of this 3012-nucleotide messenger RNA. RefSeq names its product osteoglycin (gene OGN). The record is from RefSeq and is a predicted model, not a curated record. Bases 207 to 1103 code for a protein of 298 amino acids. The transcript is spliced from 7 exons. Gene Ontology annotation, molecular function: protein binding. NCBI's taxonomy places the organism in Eukaryota, Metazoa, Chordata, Mammalia, Eulipotyphla, Soricidae.
CUGGGCCCUGAAAUUCGAUUCAGCAGUUGGAAAUCAACCACAGAUUUCUUCAUUCACCCUCCCACGGGGGCCACAGCGCAGGCACGGACGCCUGUUGAGGAAAACCACAAAGGGCAUCUCAACAGCUCCAACGGGAAAAAGAGAGUAUUGUCCCAGUCAGCAGGCCACUAGCUUAGGAACUUGCAGUUACCUUGGUUUUUGCUAAAAUGAAGACGCUGCACUCGACACUUCUCUUAUUACUGUUUGUGCCUCUGAUAACGCCAGCGCCGCCAGCUCAGCAGAACUCACGCAUUAUCUAUGAUUACGGAACAGCUAAUUUUGAAGAAACCUUGUUUAACCAAGAGUAUGAGGAGAAAUAUGUGGAUGGAAGAAAUACGAAGGAAAAACAAUCUAUGAUAAUAACUGAUGAGAAAAGUCUUCAAUUACAAAAAGAUGACAGCAGUAUGCCAUUAAACCCCAAGAAAGAAAUUGAUGAAAUGCCCACAUGCCUGUUGUGUGUUUGCUUAAGUGGCUCUGUAUACUGUGAAGAAAUUGAUAUUGAUGCUGUCCCACCUUUGCCAAAGGAAUCAGCCUAUCUUUAUGCACGGUUCAACAAAAUUAAGAAACUGACUGCCAAAGAUUUUGCAGAUAUACCUAACUUAAGAAGAAUGGAUUUUACGGGAAACCUGAUUGAAGAGAUAGAAGACAAUACUUUCUCACAACUUGCUCUCUUAGAAGAACUGACACUAGCUGAAAACCUACUGUUGAAACUUCCAGUUCUUCCUCCCAAGCUUACUUUAUUUAACGCAAAGUACAACAAAAUCGAAAGUAAGGGGAUCAAAGCAAAUGCAUUCAAAAAACUGAAUAACCUCUCCUACCUCUACUUGGACCACAAUGCCCUAGAGUCUGUACCUCUGAAUUUGCCAGAAAGUCUUCGUGUGAUUCAUCUGCAGUUUAAUGACAUAACGUCAAUCACAGAUGAUACAUUCUGCAAGGCUAAUGACACUCGCUACAUCCGGGAGCGCAUUGAAGAGAUACGUCUGGAAGGCAACCCCAUCGCCCUGGGGAAACACCCUAACAGCUUCAUCUGCUUAAAAAGAUUGCCCAUAGGGCCAUACUUUUAACUACUAUUGAUGCAACAGAAAAAAGAUGAAACUUAUACAUACUUAUAAUCAGUUUUAACAACGUCUAAAACAUAGAUAUUUCUUAACAUUAAUGUGAAUUUUAAGUUUUAAGCAAGGGAUGUUCAAAAAUCCUAUAAUAAGUAAAAAGUAAGACUGAAUUUGUAAGUUCAAAUCAAAAUAAUAUGAAAAGCAUUUAGACACCAUUACAAAAUCCACGUAGUUGAUACUAGAGAGCCAGUAAGUGGUACGUCUUUAUAAAAAUACCCAAAUUUAAGAAGCUUUAUUUCCAUUACUAAUGAAAUGAAAGAAGUCCAAGAAACUUUCAACUGUUUGUGUUUUCUGGCAUUGACUGAAUCCCUAAAGCAUUAAAGGAGACAUUCUAAAAACUUUGAAAAGUUAAACAUUUCCAGUAAAGUCCCAUUUUUUUCUUAUGAUUCAUAUAUUAUUCUGAACUAAGAACUUUGAGUUAUUUCUAUUAAGGCAGCUAUUAUACUUUACUUAGCCUGAGAAAUAUGAUAUAGAAUCAUAUUAAUGCAGAAUGCCCUAAAUAAAGUUUACUUAUACUUUCUUAGAGCUAAUAAAAGUUAUUCUGCUUUGCAGACACACAGUUAAAAGCUUUAUUAAGAUAGGCCAAAAUUUCUUGUCUCUAAAUAUUAACAUUCUAAGUCUAUCAUAAAACGUUUUAAGGAGCCAAACAGAUUGAAGUCAUUAGCUUAUACAAAAAACAAAAAAAUUAAAAUUCAUUUCCACAAAAACAGUCAUAAGGUUCUCUAUUGUAAAGGUUUUCAAAUAUAAUAUUUAUCACAAAUAUUUUUCCUUCACAGUACAGAAAUGAGAAAUCUCAACAAAUAUGUCAACAUAUAAGACAUGAAAACAAAGUGAAUUUUGUGAUGUACUGUGUACCACAUUCCUAUGCCUUUAAAAACACAUCCAUAUUAAUGAAAACAUACUAUAGAAUUACAUAUAUUCAAUGGUGAGAAUUCAUCUUCAUUAUAAAAGCGGUCACACAAUGCUUCCAGAUAAAAUUUUCUAAAAUUGGACCAGAGAGACUGUACAGUGGGUAGGGUGCUUCCCCUGAAUAAGGCCAAAGUAGGUUCGAUCUUCGGCAUCCUAUAUGGUACCCCAAGCACCGCCAGGAGUGAUCCCUGAGUGCAGAACCAGGACUAAGUCCUGAGCACUGCUGGGUAUAACCCCAAAACAAAAUAAAUGAAACAAAAAUUUCUAACUUUCCUCUUGCUCAAACCCCGCUCAAAAGUCAAUCCCUACAUUGCUUUGGGGUUACAUACAAAAUUAUCAGUGCUCUAGAAACCAGAGGCUGAACUGUGUCUAUAAAAUUUACACACUCUGGGACCAGAGUGUGAGUAGGGUGUUUUGGCCUUGCAUGCGGCCAAAUUGAAUGUGAUCCCUGAUAUUCCAUAUGGUGCCCAAGCACCACCAGGAGCUAAUUCCUGAGCAUCCUAACCCAAAAAAGAAAAAUUAUAGACACUGUUUCCACAAUAAACUGAAAUUAGUUGGUUUGAAUCAAGUUGGUCUUUAUGCACUGUUCCCAGAACAAAUAUUUAUCAAAGUUUAAACAUCCACUUGUUUUGUCCCCUACUUAGAAUGACUUCCUGUUUUUUAAAUUUUGUCCCCUAUGUCGAAGUUGACCUCACAAUAAAACUUCUUUCCUUAAAACACCAGUGUUAUCUGAAGGCCAUAAUAAUUUCCUUUCAACACUUAUGAAAUCAUUCAUUUGUUUUUUUUUGAUAAGUAAUAAUCAGCUUGGUUACAUAGUUUUCUCAUGAUCUUGUGUGUAUGCCUCGUUUUUCUGUAAGUGGAAGGUUCUAAGUGCGUCGAUAACACCCAAAUUCCUUAGUGAGCACGUGUGAAUUGAAUAUACAAUGAACGGUGCAAAAUAAAAUCCAUUGAA